AUCGCUUGAAAAUAUGUGGGUUUUAAUUGCAUCAGCCCAGAAGCAUUACUGGGCCAGACUUCGUCCUAAUCGGACUUUCUUCCCAUUUGGACCGGCGACGGCAGACGUUACCGUGGAGCUUAGCUGAGCCACACGAAAGAGAGGAGCCAGACGAAAGCCCUGAAAUUUGAAGAAGUGUGUACUAGUACACCGAUGGGUACGGGAGAUGAGGUUGUUGAAAUUGAUAGCUUGGAGAGUGGUCUAUUAUCUGGUUCUGAUAAAAUUGAAGCUGAAGAGGAAGAUGUGUUGUAUGCUGCUUCAUUCCAAGAGAUGGAAGAUAACUUUAUCAAGUACCAAACAGCUCAGUGGGUUCUAUACUCGUUGCUUUUGAUUCUGGCUUGGGGAAUUGGCUUGUUCAUGCUGCUUUAUACACCUGUUCGGAGAUAUAUACUGCGGAAGGAUAUUCGAUCGAAAAAACUCUACCUUACUCCGAACUCCAUUGUCUACAAAGUUACUAGGCCAGUGCCAUUUCCAUUUUUUGGCGCAUUAAAGAAGGAGAAGCAUAUUUUGUUACCAUCUGUGGCUGACAUAGUAAUAGAACAAGGAUAUCUUCAGUCUCUGUAUGGUGUCUACUCGCUUAGAAUAGAGAAUGUUGGGGUAAGAAGGCCACCAAGCGAUGAUGUUCAAAUCCAGGGAAUUGCAAAUCCAAAUGCUUUCAGGAAGGCUGUUUUGAUGCGGCUUUCAAAUAUGAGGAAUGAGGCUUGUUAUAGACAAGUUUCCACAAUUGAAGAUGUCCCAAAUUUGAGGUUGCAGGUGUCCCCAUCAAAAUCUCUCAGGCAAGAUUCAUUUUCACAUCCAGGGGAUCUAAUUCUACUGCAAAAGCUAGAGGAGGUUGGAACUUCUGUCAAGAGAGUUCACACUUUAAUUGAGGAGCAACACACUGAGACAUCAGAGCACAGGGAUUAAAGUGUAAAUGAGUGAAGAUAAGGUAUAAUAUCCAUUCAAGAGUUGAAACUCGAGACCACAAUUUCAUCCCAGUUUCUGUUUUUGUUCGACUUGUCAUUCAUUUUCAUGUAUUUUAUCACUACUAGCAAUCAAAUAUGUAUAUGUAAAUUUCGUGAUCUGGCAUGGUGUUCUUAAAAAUAUAUUGUGAAUCCAAACACUACUCAUAUAUUAACUAUAGUGUUAGCUCGAUUUGCACACUUGUUUGAGAAUUAAGAGACGAGAAAACACUUGUCA
Humulus lupulus (European hop) is the source of this 1218-nucleotide messenger RNA. RefSeq lists its product as uncharacterized. The transcript has 8 exons. The record is from RefSeq and is a predicted model, not a curated record. NCBI's taxonomy places the organism in Eukaryota, Viridiplantae, Streptophyta, Magnoliopsida, Rosales, Cannabaceae. The coding region runs from base 193 to 945 and encodes 250 amino acids.